AGCGUCGCGACGCCCACCGUGCACGUUGCAACGUUCGUUUGUCCCGACCUGGCGUUCUUUCAGAGUGCACCAAUUUUUGCGGGAGUUCUGCCCUUCAAAUUUUCAAAAGAGAAAUCUUUUUCUUUUUCCUUUUUUCUCUCAACGAUCACAUCGCGUGAUUUAAGCUCACAUCUACAUUUUUGUGAGCAUCGAUCACCAGAAUAGACGUUGCGCUGCUUUUUUUUUUUUUGUAUUCCCACCAAAGUUAAAUUAUGGGACUAGAUGGGUGCUGAUGGACAUUUUCGAGUGACUUUGUCCCUGAGGAGGGAACCGGCUGCCGGUCCAGUUUACUGCAAAAUGGAGACCUCGGCGAGAUUUCGGCAGUUGAAGACCGUGAAGCUAAGCUGCGAAGCCACGUAUCGGUUGGACAUCAGUUUCAAACCUCCACAAAUAUUAGAGUCCCUGAGCAUAGGAGGGAAACAAGUAGAAACGAUCGAACGUGCACGGGACGGGACGGCCUGUGCUUACAGCGCUUAUCACAGCACAAAAGGCAUAACGGCAAGCGCUCGUGGCCAUCGUGAAGAAUUACCGAUAGCGAUGCGUGUCUUUGGCUCCGGCUACCUGACUACUUGCCUGCAGAUCAAAUACUACCGCCAAGACGACCAGAGCCACUGUGAAUGGGGCGCCAGGUUGCAUUGCAUCGAGCUGGACUGCUCAAGCGUGGAGGGCCGGUUGGUUACGGUAGACCGGGAAACAUAUAGGAAACUCGGCAUAGAAUCCUAGCAGUCGGUGGGUGUUAAUGUUAUGAAAGCCAUCACGUAACGAAAACGGCUGACGAUUGUUUCUUACUGCGCGUGAAACAUGAUUCUUGCCGAUUGUGAUUGGCUUGUUGUCGAUUGAUACGAAGUUAACCGCCGCUGGUUGACCAAUGGGAAGCCGGGACUCCGCGUGGCGGGUUUUUCUUUCGAUUUGAACGACACGGUUUGAAAUUUGAAUUGCGACGUGCACGUUGAGCUUUUAUCGUGGCUUCGACGUGCAUGAACAUUCUCGGCAAUUUCUAUGGAAAUAUUGACCAGUGUAAAAGAAAUGAAAAGUCGUUUUUCUAUGCGAUAUCGAUCAGGUUUUCCAACAAGGAAACUAUAACGAAAUACCUCCUAACGAGGAAAAAAAGCAUUGUAACGAUUCCUUUAAGUCCCUUAACGAUUUAUAGAUACAUAUGUAAUCGAACGGUGGAUCCGUUUCUUUAAUGUAAUUCAAAUGUAAUCUCAUCCUCCUAUUUUUCUAUAACGAGAAACGAAUUUGUAUAUACGUACAUAUGUAUAUCGGGAGCAUAAAUGUGUACAUGAUUGUCAUAAUGUAGGAAAUAGAACAUAACGUACCUUGUUUUAUAAUUUAAAUAAAAAACGGUGUAUUUUGAGAUUAUAUUUAUAUGUUAUAUAUUAAGGAACACAGUUCUUUUGACGAAUCAUUUUGUAAUAGAUUGGGAAAAUAUUUAUUUAAUAUACUUAAGAAAUACAAAUAUUAUCGACAGUCUAAAAAUGUUAUCGAAACGAAAUUUCGCAAUAUUUUUACGAAACCUUGCAAAUUAAAGUGGAUAAAUUUGAAGGCUCCCACAACUAUGCUCCCACAUUACAAGUAAUACAAAAUAUUACACAUGCAAAUAAUACAAAAUAUUGUUAAUGUAGAUAGUAUACAUA
Messenger RNA from Frieseomelitta varia, 1676 nucleotides. RefSeq names its product CB1 cannabinoid receptor-interacting protein 1-like. The transcript is spliced from 2 exons. Gene Ontology annotation, molecular function: type 1 cannabinoid receptor binding. NCBI's taxonomy places the organism in Eukaryota, Metazoa, Arthropoda, Insecta, Hymenoptera, Apidae. The record is from RefSeq and is a predicted model, not a curated record. Bases 262 to 762 code for a protein of 166 amino acids. Gene Ontology annotation, biological process: negative regulation of signaling receptor activity. Gene Ontology annotation, cellular component: plasma membrane.